Myotis davidii is the source of this 1600-nucleotide messenger RNA. RefSeq names its product dual specificity phosphatase 4 (gene DUSP4). Gene Ontology annotation, molecular function: protein tyrosine/threonine phosphatase activity; MAP kinase tyrosine/serine/threonine phosphatase activity. The record is from RefSeq and is a predicted model, not a curated record. NCBI's taxonomy places the organism in Eukaryota, Metazoa, Chordata, Mammalia, Chiroptera, Vespertilionidae. Gene Ontology annotation, cellular component: nucleus; cytoplasm. Gene Ontology annotation, biological process: endoderm formation; protein dephosphorylation; negative regulation of MAPK cascade.
ACAAAGAGGCCACGACAGAAGGGAGCCCUAGGCCCACUCGCGUAAACACAGCCCCCUUCACCGUCGCCUCCCCCUCGCACCUCGCGGUGCUGCCGGGUGCCCGAGGCUGCUCGGACUGUUCUGUGACUGCGAGACUGCGGAAGGAAAGCUACUGGGAACCAGACGGUCUCCUGUGCGAGUCCCUGCGGGCCAAGUUUCUGGCCACUUUUGCACGCGCCCUCCUUCAGCCCUCGCCCGCCCCUUCCAGCCGCCCAGCUGUUGUUCGCCGCCUCGUGUGCCAGCAGCCCCGGUUCCCAGCCACCAUGGUGACGGUGGAGGAGCUGCGGGAGAUGGACUGCAGCGUGCUCAAAAGGCUGAUGAACCGGGACGAGAACGGCGGCGGCGCCCUGGGGCUGCUGAGCGGCGGCAAGUGCCUGCUGCUGGACUGCAGACCGUUCCUGGCGCACAGCGCGGGCUACAUCCGAGGCUCGGUCAACGUGCGCUGCAACACCAUCGUGCGUCGGCGGGCCAAAGGCUCCGUGAGCUUGGAGCAGAUCCUGCCCGCCGAGGAGGAGGUGCGCUCCCGCUUGCGAUCCGGCCUCUAUUCGGCCGUCAUCGUCUAUGACGAGCGCAGCCCGCGCGCCGAGAGCCUCCGCGAGGACAGCACGGUGUCGCUGGUCGUGCAGGCGCUGCGCCGGAACGCCGAGCGCACCGACAUCUGCCUGCUCAAAGGUGGCUAUGAGAGGUUUUCCUCCGAGUAUCCAGAAUUCUGUUCCAAAACCAAGGCCCUGGCAGCCAUCCCGCCCGCAGUGCCCCCCAGCACGGCCGAGUCCUUGGACCUGGGCUGCAGCUCCUGUGGAACCCCACUGCACGACCAGGGGGGUCCGGUGGAGAUCCUCCCCUUCCUCUACCUCGGCAGUGCCUACCAUGCUGCCCGGAGGGACAUGCUGGACGCCCUGGGCAUCACGGCCCUAAAAAACGUCUCCUCUGACUGCCCGAACCACUUCGAAGGGCACUAUCAGUACAAGUGCAUCCCCGUGGAGGACAACCACAAAGCCGACAUCAGCUCCUGGUUCAUGGAAGCCAUCGAGUAUAUCGGUGGGUGGGCGGGCCCUGGUGGGACCGGGUCCCAGGCAGGGUGGGCAGGGUGGUAGGGACCAUGGGUAACUCCUGUGGGGAAAGGAGGGAUGGGAGGUGGUUCCCAGGGUGUACUCUGCCUUCUCCCCGCCCGUCUCCCCCCUUAUAGGAAGGCCUGCCUGUUGCAUGGUGUAUUGGGCAGGGACGGGAAACCUGAUCCUGACCUAGCCCGUGCUGUUAGCUUGCAGAGCCGAUAGCCUUUCCCUUCCAUGUCUCCAGGUUAUAUUGAUGAUAAGCCUCCUGGGAUGGGGAGGAGGACAAAGAAAGGGAGAAUUGGGUCAUUAUUUUUAUUUCUGCAGAGGAAAUCCUUGAUGUAUUGGGGUUUAGCAUGUGUUUUUUUCCAAACUCAAUGCAUGGGUUUGGUUGUCUCAAAAACAGCCUAGAGUGGUGGGGAUUCGACAGCCCCUCCACGUAGGUAUCCUCCCUGCCCCGCUUCCAGGGAGUGCCAUCCUCUGACACCUGUCCAGCCCCCUCGCCCGCCCUC